AUGGGCUCGAUCAAAUCGGCCGCGUCCCAGACGAUGACCGCUUCGGCCAGCGGUGAAAACUUCCAGCCCUCCCAGGAGAAAGGAUCCCAACAGAACUCGGUCUUGCCCACCCUUGAAAAGCAUCAUCCCUCUCGCUAUGUACUGGGACUCUUCCGGGUGAACAGCGCUGGAGAAAGUGGACGAACGGGUAUCCACCCCGUCCACUUUCUCCUUGUGUGCUUCAAGAGCAUCUGUACGCUCUCCAUGAUGGUCAACAUCCUCUGGCCUUUUGUCCCGGCCGCGAUCGUCAUGCAUUUUGCCCGCCCAGACUUGCAUGUGUGGGUCUUCACACUCAACUACAUCGCGAUGGUUCCCUCCGCAAACCUGCUAGGUUUCGCGGGCGGAGAGUUGGCGAAGAAGCUCCCCAAGGUUCUAGGUGUCUUGAUGGAGACAACUUUGGGCUCUGUGGUCGAGGUUGUCCUGUUCAUGGUGCUGCUUCACAAUGAUCCGGGUCCCAAUAGCGAACACAGCCUCAUUCCCGUCAUUCAAGCCGCCAUCCUGGGGUCUAUCCUCGCGAAUUUGCUCUUGUGUCUCGGCAUGUGUUUCUUCGUCGGUGGCCUAAAGCGCACCGAGCAAGUGUUCCACGAGGCUGUGAGCGAGGUCGGAACAGGGUUGUUGCUGGUCGCGGGCUUUGGGCUGUUGAUCCCAAGUGCUUUCUACUCCGCAUUGAAAGGAGCCGUCAACCAGAACUUCACGUUGGAGGACUUGGACACCUCGGUCACCACAAUCAGUCGUGCUACUUCUGUCAUCCUUCUGGUUGCUUUCUUGACAUAUCUCGUUUUCAACCUGCACAGUCACAACUCAAUUUUCGAUGAUGUACUCGAGAUGGACGAAAGACAAGAUGAGGAUCGGGACGAGGAAAUCACUCGGGCGAAGCUCACUUUCCUCGAGUGCCUUAUCGCUAUUGCCGUUUCCUUGACAUGUGUUUGCAUGUCUGCCGUGUUCCUCGUGCAAGAGAUCGAGCACAUUGUGGCUCGGGGUGUCUCCGACAAUUUUAUGGGUUUGAUUUUGGUGCCUCUGGUUGAGAAGGCGGCAGAGCAUCUUACAGCCGUCGACGAAGCCUGGGAUAAUCAGAUCAACUUUGCGCUUUUCCAUUGCCUUGGUCCUUCGAUCCAGACAGCACUUUUGAAUGCGCCUCUCGCCGUCAUCGUCGGCUGGGGUCUGGGCAAGAACAUGACCCUGAAUUUCGAGAUAUUCAUGGUCGUCCUUCUGGUCCUGUCAAUUCUAGUCGUUGGUAACUUCUUGCGUGAUGGCAAGUCUAACUACUUGGAAGGCAUGCUAUGUGUGUUGGUUUACUUCAUCAUUGCGGUCACCUCCUGGUACUAUCCUGGAGUCGAAGUGGCCGCGACUAACCAGGCCUGA
Molecule: messenger RNA, 1401 nt
Organism: Penicillium argentinense
Lineage: Eukaryota; Fungi; Ascomycota; Eurotiomycetes; Eurotiales; Aspergillaceae
Product: hydrogen/calcium exchanger domain-containing protein
Exons: 2
Coding region: 1-1401 (466 amino acids)
Biological process (GO): intracellular calcium ion homeostasis; calcium ion transmembrane transport
Cellular component (GO): fungal-type vacuole membrane
Molecular function (GO): calcium:proton antiporter activity
Source: RefSeq, a predicted model, not a curated record